AUGAGUCGUCCCCCACGCCCGGGUGUACCGACCCCAGUGGGGAACCAACCAAAGAUGGGAAUCACCACCUCCGCCGUUUCGGACCUCACAGAUGAGCAGCGGCAGGAAAUAAAGGAGGCGUUUGAUCUCUUCGACACAGACGGCAGUGGAACUAUAGAUGCGAAGGAGUUAAAGGUGGCUAUGCGAGCACUUGGGUUUGAUCCACACAAGGAUGAAGUGCGUCGUUUACUCUCUUCUACAAUGGAAGAACGUGCGGGUGGGGGUGCUGGUAAUGAUAUCUCGGGGGCUGUGGGGAUGGAGCCGUUAGCGAUUGGCUUCUCAGAGUUUAUGGAAUUAAUGGCCCGCAAGAUGACGGAGCGGGAUUCUCGAGAGGAGAUGAUGAAGGCAUUUCACCUUUUUGAUGAUGAUAAAACAGGAAAGAUUACGUUUAAGAACUUAAAGCGUGUGGCUCAGGAACUUGGUGAAAAUAUGACAGAUGCCGAAUUGCAGGAGAUGAUAGAUGAGGCAGACCGUGAUGGGGAUGGAGAGGUGAGUGAGGAGGAGUUUCUGCGGGUGAUGAAGAAAACAUCACUUUACUAA
Molecule: messenger RNA, 579 nt
Organism: Trypanosoma theileri
Lineage: Eukaryota; Euglenozoa; Kinetoplastea; Trypanosomatida; Trypanosomatidae
Product: centrin
Exons: 1
Coding region: 1-579 (192 amino acids)
Biological process (GO): centriole replication; mitotic cell cycle
Cellular component (GO): centrosome; centriole
Molecular function (GO): calcium ion binding
Source: RefSeq, a predicted model, not a curated record